CGCCCCGAAUCCACGCCCGACGGCUACCACCCCGCCUCCCCGCGCCUCCUCCUCUCCCUCCUCGCCACCGCCUUCUUCCUCUCCAUGCCCGCCGUCGCCUCCCAGGCGCUCCAGCUCAUCCUGCGCACCGUCGGACCGUACACCGCCGUGCGCUACCUCAACUUCGCCGUCGGCCAUGGCGUCGGUGAGCCCGACGAGGGCGAGACGGGCGACGGUAUGGAGGCGGCGGUCGGCCUCGAGGAGAUUGCAGAACUAGUAGCGGAAGAGGCUAGCAGCGUAAAAGGAGGACGAAAGCAGGAGGGCGACCUCGCGCCCCUCUCCAUCCUGUCCGACACGGACAGCGAGGACGCAGGGAUCGCCGCCCCGAGCCUCGUCUCCGCGCUCGAGCCGCGCUUGUACUACGGCGCGGUGUCGGACAAGGUCGGCGAGGCUGCCGCGUGCUGGCUUGCACGCUGGGGCGUGGACGUCGUGGGGCGAGAGCAGAGCGUGCAUGUUAGGUGGGAUGCGGCGGACGCGGGACGCAGCGCGGCUGGGUCGAGGAAGCGCACGGCGACGGCGCCGUCGAGGUUUGUAGAGCCUGUGAGGAACGGCGCGGGCCCCAGUGGGAGCGCGGAAAGGAGGGAUUGGGUGAUUCCGUUUGUGUGGCGGUGUGGUGGGUUGAGUGCGCGAUGGGUGCGCGGGUUGCUGUCGAGCGACGCGCUGUUCGUGAAGGGGGAAAAGGAGCGGUAUGAUAUGGCCAAGACCAUCGUGGAAAUGAGGAGGAGGAAAGGUAUCGACGAGGAGGAAGAGCGCGAGUGGGAGGAGUUGUUCCGGACGGGGAUAUACUACGAGAACAUGGGUAUUGAUGACCUGAUGGCGAUCUCUAGAGAUGUCUCGCCGACGAUGGGGCAGCAUUAUGUACCGCUGCACGUACUGCAGUCCGCACACUGGAACCAGGACGUCCUGCGGCAUCGCAUCAUGACGCGUCCGUCCAGCACCAGCAGCAGCCCGGUUUCCCCGCCGCUCUCGCCGAGCUCGCGCGAGAAGGAGCUGGGGCUGAGCCUGCCGACGACGGAGGUGGCAGCAGUGAUAGAGAAGGACGCCGCGUUCUUCCCUGUGCCUGCAGACUCGUCGGUGCGCAUUGGGGAUAGUACUGCGAUCGAUGGAGGGUCGCUGGAGGGAUUGUUCGACGCGAAGGAGCCGACGACCAUUGACGCGGCGCCGCGCAAGACGGGCAUGCCGCCGUCGUGCGAGGAGAACUUUUUCGGGGUGGGACAGCAGCGGUUUGCCGUCUCCACCGUUGCGUCCUCCUCCUCGUCUUCCUCAUCCUCGCUUGCGCCGUCGGGCAAGUGGACUCCGCACCCGCCAUUCCGGUUCGCGGUCGAGUUCUGGGACGUGGAUGCGCUGAAGGAGAAGAGCCGGCUGCAUAGCCACACGGUGUGGUACGCGGGGAGCCUGUACAACGUGUACGUGCAGGUCGUGCGCAAAAAGGGCGUGCAGCUCGGCGUGUAUCUCCACCGGCAGAGUACCGUCGACCCGAUCCCGCACAUGUCUGCGCCGGUGAACGGCGUGUCGUCCAGGUUGAUUGGGGUGCCGAGCAGUAAUCAUGGAAGUGGGAACGGGAGCAAUGGAAGGCCGUCUUCGGCAGGGGCGUCGUCGUCGUCGGCGCAGCAGCCACAGAACAACUCGGGGACGAGUCUGCAGCUGUCACGCAGCCUGACGCCGACGUCGACGCCCAACUCAUCCGCGCUCGGGUCGUCGCUGCUCGGCGGGGGCGCGUCGUCCAACACGCUGCCGGCGACGGCGCUGUCGGUCGCGCCGCAGCAGCCGUACCGCGACCCGCGCCCGGCGGUGUCGGCGCACUUUUCGAUCGCGUGCGCGAGCGCGACGGGGGCGAGUUUGACGCGGUUUACGAGUGCGCCGGAUGUGUUUAGUGUGAGUCAGAGUUGGGGGUGGAAGAGUAGUAGUUUGAGGACGGAGGAGUAUAUGGAGGUGGGUCUGGAUGGGAUGCCGAGUGGGCAGGCGAUGCCGGCGGGGAGGGAGGUGAGUUUGCGGGCGACGGUGGUGUUGGGGGUGGUGUGA
Messenger RNA from Laetiporus sulphureus 93-53, 2061 nucleotides. RefSeq lists its product as uncharacterized. The record is from RefSeq and is a predicted model, not a curated record. NCBI's taxonomy places the organism in Eukaryota, Fungi, Basidiomycota, Agaricomycetes, Polyporales, Laetiporaceae. The transcript is spliced from 5 exons. The annotation marks the transcript as partial.